UUUUAUAUGUACUUGUAAUCGGUUAGUGCUUGCGUUAUUUCAAAGAUAUUUUCACCAUUGAAAAACAUCCCAUACGGAAUAUACAAUAAUUUGAAUCAGUUUUUAUCAUAUAAUGUCAUCGCGAUCGGCAUCGCCCAAAGUGUUUCUUGAUAUCAGUGAUAAAUCUUUACCAAAUAUAAUGCAGCAUAAUGUCGAUAGACUAACUCAACCAGAUACGCAAUCAUGCCUGCAUUCCGCUCAUAACACCAAUCCACAGGAGACUUACGACGUCUCCAUGCAUAAUUCGUAUGGGUCCCAAUUCCAACUCUUACGCCAACAUCCUCAAGAACCAACACACCUUCACAUAACGCGACAGCAAAUGUUGCCUGAUGCUAUUUACAUUUCCUAUGAUGUGAUGGCCGAAAAAAACGAUGCAGAUUAUCAUAUGCCAAAUGAACUUAGCACUGGCACAACUAGCAGUAACAGCAUUACUUCAAUAGCAAACACGCAAGAUAUUUCCUCUCGCGUUGUGAUAGCCGGUAACGUUUUACCGGAGGAGCUUAAUAAUGACUGUAAUUAUCAAUCUCAUCUUUGUCACGUCAAUGGAAAUGUAAAACGUGGACGAGAUUUAGAUUAUGGAGGCCACCAAUUUUUGCAGGAAAAUAAAAAGUCGCCGGCACCAUUGCAACACACGAACUGUCAAGCGCAGUAUAGUCGAGACCACAAGUUUUUUACAGAACUUAUACCAACCACUGUAAUUGAAAUAAAGCCGUCUAAAGCAGGCAUUCUCACUAAUAACACAAACGGAUCACAGUUCAAUAUUGCAAGUGACGAGAUCAAUGACAACAAUCAAGACAUGAAAUACAAUUUUCAGCAAAUGCAACACCAAGCCCCCAACAGCAGUCUAAACAAUAACCGGCCAUCCAACGGCAGCGGCAGCGGUUCAACACAUUCCCAGAAAGAAAUCACUAUAUCUGCAUUUGAUCAGUUUGAAACAACCAACUCGCUAAACGACAGCAAUUAUUCCAGUUCGGAUCGUGAUGACUCAGAAUAUGGUCGCCAGUCAAGAACCUGUGGUGGCAACCAUGUUGAUGAAACAGGCAUUGGCGAUAGCUACGAAAAAAAUUAUACCUUAAAAGCAUUUCGUAAGCCGAGAAAGCGUGCAAAACGAAAAACUUAUAAAAUUGAAGACGCUGAGGAUUUUCAAACACAGCGUUUGAUGGCAAAUGUUCGAGAACGUCAACGAACUCAAAGCUUGAAUGAUGCAUUCAAGGCUUUGCAAGAAAUCAUUCCCACUCGGCCGGAGGAUAAGCUGAGUAAAAUACAAACUCUAAAAUUGGCAAAAAAAUAUAUCGAUUUCUUGUGUCGCAUUUUGUCGACGGGUGAAAUUGGCCUCUUAAAGGCCGUUGACGCCAAUAUCGGUCAAGGAGAAAAUUUUGCGAUAGGAUCUGCGUCAAUUCUCCAAGGCGACGAAACGGAACUAAGGAGUUUGCGGCGAACAGCGUGUGCACCCAUUAUUCUGCCCGAGAAGCUCAGCUAUUUGUUUGGUGUUUGGAGAGUAGAAGACGACACUCAACCCAAUCAAUGUGAAAAGUGAGCAGCUAACAAAUUUGCCUUAGUUUCCAGCUUCAAUGUAUCAUUGCGUACGCGUAAAACUUUCCAAUUAGUAUUAAGAAGAACGAUUCGAUUAUAUAUGACGCAUAUGCGUAUUCAAUACAUUUUUUAAUGUGA
Glossina fuscipes is the source of this 1710-nucleotide messenger RNA. Its product is annotated as protein twist. The transcript is spliced from 2 exons. Gene Ontology annotation, molecular function: protein dimerization activity; RNA polymerase II transcription regulatory region sequence-specific DNA binding; DNA-binding transcription factor activity, RNA polymerase II-specific. Bases 113 to 1576 code for a protein of 487 amino acids. The record is from RefSeq and is a predicted model, not a curated record. Gene Ontology annotation, biological process: developmental process; regulation of transcription by RNA polymerase II. NCBI's taxonomy places the organism in Eukaryota, Metazoa, Arthropoda, Insecta, Diptera, Glossinidae.